AUGUCGCAGUUCAACGCCAAUAACAGUGAAGCAAACCAAAAUCUUCCACCACCGAGUCGAAUGGCAACUCCCGGAAAAGCUACAGUUCUUGCAAUUGGCAAAGCCUUCCCUAGCCAAAUUGUCCCUCAAGAUUUCUUGGUCGAGGGCUACAUUCGCGACACCAAAUGCGAUGACUUGGCCAUUAAGGAGAAACUCGAGCGACUGUGCAAGACCACAACAGUGAAAACAAGGUACACAGUUAUGUCUAAAGAAAUCCUCACCCAAUACCCGGAGCUCGCCACAGAAGGCUCGCCCACCAUCAAGCAGCGGCUCGACAUAGCCAACCCAGCUGUCCUCAAGAUGGCCACCGAAGCCAGUUGGGCCUGCCUCAACAACUGGGCCCGGCCCAAAUCCGACAUCACCCACAUAGUCUAUGUCUCGUCCAGCGAGAUCCGCUUACCUGGCGGCGACCUCUACCUGGCCAACGAGCUCGGCCUCAACAACGACGUCGGCCGCGUCAUGCUCUACUUUCUCGGCUGCUAUGGCGGCGACAUAGCGGAGAACAAUCCCGGAAGCCGCGUGCUGCUCACGACCUCGGAGACAACCAUACUGGGAUUCCGUCCGCCGAACAAGGCCCGACCGUACGACCUGGUUGGCGCGGCCCUAUUCGGAGACGGCGCUGCCUCCGUCGUCAUCGGGUCCGACCCGACCGGAAACGAGCGACCCUUUAUGGAGCUCAGUCACGCGAUGCAGCAGUUCUUGCCGGAUACGAGCGGCGUCAUCGACGGCCGGUUGUCGGAGGAAGGAAUUUAUUUCAAGCUGGGAAGGGAUUUGCCUCAGAAAAUUGAGGACAACAUUGAGGAGUUUUGCAGAAAGCUGAUGGAGAAAGGUGGGCUAGUGGGCCGAGAGUAUAAUGAGUUGUUCUGGGCCGUGCAUCCUGGUGGGCCGGCGAUACUGAACAGGCUGGAAAGUAAACUGGGACUGGAGAAAGAGAAGCUGAGCUGCAGCAGGCGGGCCUUGAUGGACUACGGGAAUGUGAGCAGUAAUACUAUAUUUUAUGUGAUGGAGUAUAUGAGGGAUGAGCUGAAGGGGAAAGGAGAGGGGGGUGAGGAGUGGGGCCUGGGCUUGGCAUUUGGGCCUGGGAUUACGUUUGAGGGAAUUCUUCUUCGUAGCCUGUGA
Messenger RNA from Striga asiatica, 1158 nucleotides. Lineage: Eukaryota; Viridiplantae; Streptophyta; Magnoliopsida; Lamiales; Orobanchaceae. The record is from the annotation of a GenBank genome assembly.